AUGGCGACUACAGCCACAAAGGCAGAGAUGCCUACCUUUUCUUAUGCACAGGCAGCAAAGGGACUGGCUGUGUCAACUACAACACAAGUCAAAAACACAGAACAACCUGCAAAGACAACACACGAGGCUGAAGCAAAUAAGGCUUCGACUCCCGACCAAACCUCAACUUCCGCAUCCGCAGACCAUUCCAAAGAGUCUGACAAACCGGAAUCUAUUGCCGACCCUGAGUCCAAGUCGACCACCACAGGUUCAUCCAAGAAUGCAAUCUCUGGUACUUCGUCGCCAAAUUUCGGGACUGCGUCGACAUCGACGUUGGCUAAAGAAGAUGAAAUCCCUGCCAUUGCGAAUGGACUCUCCGACCCUCAUUGGGACAAGCAGUCGCAGACAUCAACUUUGGCUGAUAAGUCAAGUAAUGGGAAGGACAACAAGAAGGAUGAUUCGACCAAGUCCGCAGACAAGGAGAAGGAGAAGAAUCCUCCCAAAGAGUUGAAGGUUGCUCCUCCUCCCGCCGUCAACGUGUGGCAACAGAGAAAAGAAGCACAGGAAGCCAAGGCCAAGGCCAGUGCCGCUGCUUUGAAACCGGUCAACACCACCGCCAACAAAGCCAUCCCGACUAAGCAGACUUCGUCACCAACUGCAGAUAUUUCUGAUUCAGCUAAAGCUACGAACAAGAAGAAGGCGGCUAACGACAGCCAAACUGAUACGUCGGCAUCGCUCGGAAAAGACCGUAAGCGAACCGAAAAUGGUCGAACUCGGGAUGAAGGAGCUAAAAAACCUAAUAAUCGCUUUCCUCGUCCGAACGAAGAGUCCGCAGAGGUUGCUCCUCCACCAGUUGCAGAUGCAACUGCAUGGCCAACUCCUCAGACUGCUCUCGGUGAAGAGAAACGUAAAGCUCAUGAAAAGGGCGAUAAACUCGAGAAAACUGAGAAGAGCCCGUCGAUUCGUGGCAGGGAGAAAUGGACUCCAGUGCAUUAUGUGCCAACUGCGGUUUUCAAUACUCCGCUUCCGUCUGGGGCCCGCCGAGGUGGUCGGCCUGCUCGUGGUGGUCGUGAUGGUGGUCGCGGUGGCGCUCACGCCUCGAAUAACACCAACAAUACCACUCCUGCAGUAGACACGAAGUCUCCCACAUCCUCUCAGCCCAACCAAAUACCACCAAAGCCACAUGCAAACUUGCCGGAAAGAGGCCGUAACGAAGGUGGCCUUGCACGGGCAAACUCUUUACCUGCUCAGGCGAGAAAAUCAGCUACUGCGGAUGCUAAUACACAACCGGAGCAACGGCGUUUCCCACAAGCCUCAGACCGCUCACGUAUUGAUGCGCGAUCAAAGGCUACUGAAGAGAACCACGCUGCUCAGAACGGAACCGCAGAUGCAACUACCGCGAAAGCGCACCGCGAGCCUCGCUCUGCCAAGAUACCAGAAUUCACUCCUGCCCACAAGGCAACCGAUCACAGCCCACGCUCGGGAACAUCCCCUGCAGAUGCUCAAGCAAACGGUCGUUUCGUUCCCACACACGACCGACGGUUCGAUGGCCCACCUCGACCCGUUGAAGCUCCCCGCGAGACCAAUGGCUUUGUCCCUCGGGAACGUGAAUAUCGUGAAUUCAAUCGCGAAAGAGGCGAUUAUCAGCGGGACCGCGAGCAUCCAAAGGAUCGCAGCGAGUCGCGAUCCGAUCGUGGCCGUGGCGGAUAUCGAGGCAGAGGCGGUCAUUCGUACGGUGCAGGUCCACACAACCAACAUUUCCAAAACUCACAGAUGUCCCAACAUCCGUUUGUGCCCAAGUCUUUCGGCGCAGGUGACCGCCAGCGCUCACAGCAGCAAAGCUUUCAGAAUGGCACGCAGCCUCAGCAUGUCAACCACCGGCUUUCCUUGCGAUCGCCUUCCAUGCCUAAUUCAGCCGGCAUGUACUCCGCAUAUCCUGUACCGGAAAUCAAUACCGUGUAUCAAAAUUAUCAACCUGUGCCUCCAGGCCCAAUGAGUGCGAUUCCGUACCAGCCAUACAUGGAUCCAUUAAACGUCAUUGGGUUGAUUCAGAUGCAACUGGAAUAUUAUUUCUCGGUGGACAAUCUUUGCAAGGACCUCUACCUACGCAAACACAUGGACUCACAGGGCUUUGUUCGACUUUCUUUCCUGGCAGGUUUCAAGAGAAUUAAGAAUCUCACCGAAGAUUACGAGUUGCUUCGUCAUUCAAGCCGCCAGUUGAGAAAUUCCGAGUGCGUAGUAGGCGAUGAUGGACAAGAUCGCUUGCGCCCACGGGAAAAGUGGGAGCAGUGGGUGCUUCCUAUGAAUCAACGCGACCCAUCAGCUCAAAACGACGGCCAGUUACCGGCAUCAUUUGAGGACCAUAUGACGAACGGCACUACUCAAAAUGGUUACCAGCCUGUUCCAAAUGGCUUGUCAAACGGCGUUCAUGAACAUGCUGACUCUCGUACAACUCUGUCUUCCGCGGCUCCAGAAUUCACCCCUUACGCGCCGGUUGGGGCCCAAAACGAGAUUCCUAAUGGAAUCGCACAAUGA
This is a messenger RNA of Talaromyces atroroseus, 2514 nucleotides long. RefSeq lists its product as hypothetical. The record is from RefSeq and is a predicted model, not a curated record. Gene Ontology annotation, cellular component: cytosol; cytoplasmic stress granule. The coding region runs from base 1 to 2514 and encodes 837 amino acids. Gene Ontology annotation, molecular function: RNA binding. Gene Ontology annotation, biological process: positive regulation of translation. Lineage: Eukaryota; Fungi; Ascomycota; Eurotiomycetes; Eurotiales; Trichocomaceae. The transcript has 4 exons.